CAAUAUGAAAGGACACAGCUGAGGACAUUUCCUGUGCAGUUCUUUAUUGUUGUGCACCAUAGCUGUGUUCAGUGACUACAGCGCUACAGGUUGAUCUUUCGCUGUGGUUGGAGGCUGCAUGGCUUCGGGUGGAGCAGAGGAAGACGAUGGAGGCAUUCCAUUGGACAUCGACAACAUGCACAUGCUCCUCCAAGUGGAGCAUGAUCAGAUUCAGAAAAGGACGUUCACCAACUGGAUCAACGCUCAACUCUCGAAGAGAUGCCCUCCCUCACACGUGUCAGACCUCUUCUCUGACCUUAAGAAUGGGUCACAGCUGCUCGACCUGCUGGAGGUGAUGACUGGUCAACCUAUGAAAAGACAGAGGGGCCGAGGGGUUUUCCAGCAGAGGGCCAACAUCGAGACAGCACUAAACUUUCUCAAGAAAAAAUCAAUCAAAAUGGUGAACAUUAACAUCCCAGAUAUCAUGGAUGGACGGCCCUCCAUCAUCCUCGGCCUCAUCUGGACCAUCAUCCUCCACUGUCACAUAGAGGAGCUGGCCAGCACUCUCUCCUACAGCUCUUGUCAUUCCUCCCUCGACUCUCUGACCAGCCUGGACUCCUUUUCUGGCAGCCCGGUCCCAGCUAGUCCAGUCCAUGCAGGCCGGACUUCACCUCUGCAUAAACACUUCCGAAUAUCUGCCAAGAAGGCCCUGCUCAUGUGGGUCAGGGACCAGUGCCAAAGGGCUGGUUGCUCUCUAAGUGUGAAGGACUUUAAGAAGAGCUGGAGAAGCGGAGAGGCCUUCCUGGCCAUCCUGUGCUCUCUCAGGCCACAGCUGGUUGAUCUCUCUCUUGUGCGGUUCAGACGCAACCAGGAGAACCUGGAAGAGGCGUUUCACCUGGCUGAGAGGGAGCUCCACAUCCCCGUCUGCUGGAGCCCAGGGUGAGAUGUGGAUGUUAAAGACCCUGAUGAGAAGUCCAUUAUGACUUAUGUGGCCCAGUUUCUCCAGUACUCCAAUGACAUGCCUUCACCUGAUGACCACCUGCAGGUCCCCCAAAGUGAGCGAGCACUAGAGUUGACCUCCUGGCUGCAGCAAGCCUACCAGGAGCUGUCAGAGGCACGCACAGCUACAGAACAUUCAAGCUUUGCUGAAAAAUAUCAGGUACUUCAGAAACUGUCUGACUCGUUCACUGAGCAGAGGAAACCAGUGAUGACCCUCCUCGCUGCAGUAAAGCGCUGCCCUGAGCUGAGCCAGGAGCAGCGAGCUCUCAGGACAGCGUCGGAUCGUAUGGAGGAGGAGCUGCAGAGGUGUAAAGCAGACCUGGACUCAAGUCUUCCUCCUCCUCUGGACUCAGUCAUGGUGUGGCUGCAGCGUGCAGAGGCAGCGCUAACAGAAGACGGAGGAAAACAGAGAGAUCAUGCAGAUGCUGCUAAAGAUGCAAGAACUCAACAAGACAAGUUAAAGACAUUGAUUAAAGAGAUGAGCCAUCAUGUCAAUAUCCUUGAUACCUUCAAAAACAUGGAUGUCUCGGGGAACUUAGUCGUGCCCCUUGAAAAGUUUGAUGAGGUAAAAAGACGUUUAACAAAUAUCAGAGUGACAGCCAAGUAUCAAGGGAUCAAGUUGGAGUACAAGGAAUCUCGUCACACUGUGCUUGAUCUCCUGGGCCGCGUUGAUGCUGAGGUUCAGACAUGGAAAGCCCCCUACAGGUCCCAGGAGACAGUGACCCAGCUUCUGCAGGACUGGCAUGAAACUAUGGACCGCCAAGGACAGCUUUUGAUUCUGAUGGACGCUCUCCAAAAGCUGCAGAAAAAGGCGAAUGCUUACACAAGCAAGGCAGCGUUAAGUGGAGAUUCCCAGACUGUUACUCUGCAGGUGAAGGAGGCAGAGAGGGAAGCUGAGUUGAUACAACAGGCUGUGACGGCGGUGAGAGGGACGAUGGAGAGAGUGGCGUCUGAGUGGGAGACUUACAACGACUGCAUGACUUCUCUGCAGACAUGGCUGACACAGCAGAGAGACGUGAUGCAUGAUCAGGAUAUGAGUAAGUGGACAUCGUGUCAGGCCAGGUUAAAUGAGGCGGGGAACUUUCUCAUCGAAGUGACAGAUUCUUCAGCCAGCCUCGCUCUGACAGAGCAACUCAGAAAGAUCAACAUGCAGUGGGCUGGAUGUGUGAAGAGGACGAAGUUUGGUGUAUCCUCAGAGUCCAGUGUAGGCCCUCUGUGUCUUCAAACGGUGCCUUCACUGACCCAGGAGGCCAGCUUUCUACUAAAUCAGCCACUGGAGGUGUCCUCAGUCCCACUGAAGGCUAAACAACAGAAGCUACAGCUGAUCAGCAAAAAGAUGACUGAGGUGGACCUCUCCUCUCUCAGUCCGUCCACAGACUUCACACCCCCACAGGUGCUUGCUGAAGCAGAGAGGACCUGUGGAGAGCUGCAGAGGGCUGCAUCCAGGCUGGAGGGCCGUCUGGCAGAACUGAACCACUGGAGCACCGAGACCCUGGACUGCUACCAACAACUAAAGGAGAGAAAACACAAAGGACGUCCUGCGCUGCAAUCUACAGCCAAAGCUCUGAUCUCUCGAGGCCUGCAGCUGGAAAACCAGGUUGUAACUGAGGGGCAGGAUCUGCAGGUCCUUGUGGCUCAGGUACAGAAAACCUCUCCUCUGCAGCACCUCAGCACCUCUGACAUGCAGGACAGGAUCUCAGAGGCGGUUAACCACUGCCAGGAGAUUCUUGGCAUGUUUAGCUCGCUUGGAUUCCAGCGACCUGUUGGAGCAGCCAAUCAGACACAGAAGCAGCCAGAGCCAGGGGCCAUUGUUGUGGCCAGAACCAAACAUGUGGACAAGAUUGGGAAUGUUUCCGUUCAAACCCACAUCCCAAAUCAGUUUCUAGCAGAGUUUCCAUCUCAGUUGCCUCGACAAAGAGCGAAAGAUCUCCAGCAGAUUGUUACACAGGAUGAACCGACCAUUGUCAUACCCCGAGUCCAAAUACUGCCUCAGCCUUUAAGAGAACCAGUACCACAAAUUCACUCUCCUCUCACUCCAACUAGAAAAGAUACUGGAUCCCAUCCUAUGAUUCAGCCUCAGUCAUUUCCCCAAACCUUCAAUCAGGCUCCAAGUCCAAGUUUUUCUGAACUUGUAACAAGUACAGUCUCCAAGGAAAAAGAAAGCUCACACACUUUACAAACCAACAAAUCAAAAUCCAGAUCUGUAAGCAAACCGAAGACUCCACAGACAGAGAAAAAACCUCCUCUUCCACCAGCCAUGGACCGCAGUGAGGUUCAUUCAAAAGCCCAGUCAAUGGCAAAGAGCCGACUGCUGAAGGCCAGGUUUCACCUGCAAGGACGCAUCCAGCAAGCCAUCAACUUAUUUGGAGGCAGAGACAUUUCAGACACACAAGCCAAGAGGAAACAGAAAGCUUUAAAAGUUCUUCAGCCUGCCGUCCUCGAGGAGUUCCUGGGUGCAGUGGAGGGUUUUGGGGCCUUUUGCACGGGGUCCCAACUCCAGGAAGUGAGCCGCCUUUCUGACUCGGUCAGGAAACAGUGGGAGGAUGUACGCAGAGAAAUUGCUGCUUUUGUUCCCGUCUUGCGGUCUCACAUCAGAGCGGGAGAGCAUUCAUUUUCUGUUGUGCAAUGUGAAACGCAAACUAACAAUCUGCAUGAAGCGACUGACCAGACUGACCGUGGCUCUGUGCUGCAACAGCGACAGGCCGUCACAGAUGAAGACGCAUCUGUGGAGGAACGAGCUGAAUCCCUGCAGGAGCUGUGUGACACGCUGACACCAGGAGAAUCGUCCCUGACAACAGACCCACUGAGGGAGUCAGAGGAAGUGCAGGAGACACAACCCAGUGACACAAUGCUCCAAUCUGACCAGGGACGGCAGCUCUGGGGUAACACCCCGCUGAGAGCGACUGGCACGUCGGCCGACACACAGCGGAGCAACAAUCCCCCGCAGGAACAACACGCUGACAGCCCACAACAAGACCUCUCACCCAUGGGCGUCGGUGUGUCGGUGCAGCCCUGUAGGGAUGUCCUCCAGGUCCGAGCUCAGGAGGUCCCAGCUGAGAACAAAGAUGACCUCAGGCAAAGUAAAAGCUCUGCGUCUGGGAAGAAUCUGAAACCUGCACUUAAAGCCAAAGAGCAGCAGCUGACAGCUCGUCUCCUGCACAUCACAGGAAGACAUCAGCCGACACAGGCUCAUAUACAGGUAUCAGGAGAACGCACGCUUUAUGCACUGAAUUUAUUUCUUUGUCUUGGUUUAUCAACUAUUUCUAAUAGCACAAUUUUACGAUGUGACUCUCCCAUCUCCCAGGCUGUUGUCAGGGGCAACACCGUGGAGACCAAACAGGAGCCAGAGUGGACCGUCAUCCCAGAGACAGCCGCCCCACAUCAGGAAGAGCUCUCCCCUGAACAGGAAGUACUGGAAAGGUUGACCUGUGUAGAGAAAGCUGCUGACCUGAUGGAUUCUGCGAUUCAGGUGACACUGACGACAGAAAGACUUGACUGGAUCAUCAGAAAACCAGUAGACAUCUCCUCCUUAACACUGCCUGAUCCUGAUUUGGUUUCUGAUUUACAGGAGAUGGAUGUCAGGCUGCAGUCUGAACUGAAAAAGCUAACUGAGGAGGAAAGACGAGGGCAAAAAGUCAAAAUCUCGUCAUCCCUCAGUCCGGCUCUGCACAGCAGCGUUCAUCAUCUGGAGCAGCUCAGACAGCGGCUGGAGAAGGUUCAGUCAGCUGCCCUGGCCCUGGAUCACUUCCUAGUCACAGUCAGGGAAGUGAAAGCUGAAAUCCCAACCCCGUCGACACACCAGGACUCCAGCAGGCAGCAGAAUGAGACAGACUGGAAGCAGGACAGACAGUCUUGGCAGCAGAAGUUGCAGAGGGCUGCGGAACAAGCUGACAGCCUUUUAAAGACAGCGGGGAUGACUCUGAGCAGGGAUGGUUCGGCCGUGAAGUGCCAGGAUGUGGUGACGUUUUCGUCCCAGCAAGCUGAGGAGGAAGAGUCGAUGAGUACCAAGAAGAGCGAGAGAAACAACGAGAUAUUUCUGAUGGGACAAAAACACAAAGAGGGGAUUAAAGAGUUUAAUCCUUUGGAGGUUACACAGUCUUGGGAUGAUUCAUCACAAAAGGAGGGAGCACAGGAGCAGAAGAUGUCUCCAAGAGUAGUAGAAGAGGAGUCAGAGUUGGAGGCCAAAAGACGAAGACUGGAGGGAGAUAAUGAAACGAAUGAACAAAGAGCGAAUGUGCAAAAGGAUCAGACGUGCAAAUCUGAAGAGAAUGUCCACAAAGCAAAGGACGAGAGGAGAAGAAGAAGCAGCCAGGUUAAGAGAGAAGAAGAGAAGAGGGAGAGUUUGGUUCAGAGGAGAGUUGCAUUGAUAGGAGCACUGAAGGAGAUGGAGGGAGCAGCUGAACAGCUGGGGUUAAAGGAGCCCAGCCUGCCUGCUCUGCAGCAGAGGACACGCGCCCUAAAAGAGCUGGAAAGUCGUCUCGCUGGCCUCCAUGCUGAGCUUCAGCACCUUAAAGAAGAAGCAUCAGAAGCAGGGUUCUCUGACGGGAGUCAAACCGGAGAGGUGGAGGAGGUCUGGGAAGAAACGACUAAAGCUGUGACUGAACGACUGCAGCGGUGUCGAGUCCUAACAGAGCUGCUGAAGAGGUUCCAGAGCCUCCGUGGUGAGCUGAGUGGGACUCUGCAGAGGGCAGAGAGCGACAUAAAUGAACAAGCCUCCUACAUGGGGAAAGAAAACUUGCAGAGACUGCACACUAAGGUCCGGGAAACAAAAACCGAGCUGACCGGCCUCGGGGACAGGAUAGAGGAGGUGCGCAGUGUUUGCAGGCAGCUUCACACUCAUCUACGUCAGAUCCCAGAAUGCACCACCAUCCCUUUUGAGGAAGAAGCAGAUGCUCUCAUGGACCGCUGGCUGGAUAUUUCAGAAAGAACCGAUUCCCACCUUGAAAACCUUCACCUUGGCCUGACUCUGUGGGAGGGGGUCCUCCAGCUGGGAGCAGAGGUGGAGAACUGGACCACCAAUAAACUGGCAGUCUUCGCUGAGUCUCCAUCCUUUCAGACUGAGGAAGAUAUUACAGCCUUACAGAACGAGAUUUUAGCCCAAGAGGAGAAUACUGAGCGUUUCCACAGGAGAGCCAGUGAGGUUCAGACGCUGCUUCAGAGCGCAGAGCCUCCUCUGGAGCUGCAGGUUGUGGAGACCCAGAUGAGGAAGAAGAUAAAGGAGCUGAAGGAGCUUGCCUCUGAGGCCGAGGACGUUCACAGGCAGAUGGUGGCUGCUCAGGAACAAGUCACGGCGAGGAUGACUGAAUGUGCUAACUCCCUCCAGAAGAUCCAGGACUCCCUCCUCACGCUCGGGGGUUCAGAUGUUCCAACAGUCCUCGCAAAACUUAAGGAUCUAGUGUUGGAGCUCCAGACUCAGGAUGAGCAGGCAGAGAGUGUCCUCGGGGACCUGAGUGUCAUCUCCUCCAUAGCCAAACCACUCAGCCUCCAGAGUCUGUCUGUGGACGGGAUGCAGCUGCAGGACAAAGUCCGAAACACUCAUCAGCUCUUCUCUGAGGUGGAGGAACAGACUGAGAGGAACAUCCAGGCUCUCGACAGGCUGCAGAGGGAGAGUGAACAUUUAGCACGAUGGUUGCAAGCGGCUGAGGAGAGAGCGGGGAAUGAGCAAGACCGUAGUGUCUUACAAGUGGAAACACUUCAACAGAGGGAGAGGACACGAGAUAUACACGAGCUUGUGUCGUCUUUACAAAACAGCAACCUCCAGGAGUCUCCUCUGGUGGAAGAGGGGAGCAAGCUGCUGGAGAAAUACAACAACGUUCAAACCAGUCUUCUGGGUGGCUCCUCUGAGAAGCAGAGCUCUCCGAGCAGGAAUGUUGAAGCAUCUCGGACUCUUUCAAAGUCUACUCAGCCCUCAGUCGCAGAUCUGAGACCAACUGUUGCCUCUGUGCUUGGAGAAAGUGUUGAUACUCAGAAUCCUGAAGAUGGGAGACUUCAACGUGAUCGAGCUGUGAAAAGUGCCAUGGCAGAAGAGGAGGCUCGCCUUGAGGAGGUCAGUGUCAAAAAUAUGAGAAAUAAUAAAUGUUCCGGCCUCGAGGAAAGUGCACGUAAAGAACAUCAAAUUGGUGAGUUGAUGCAGGACUGCCAGCGGAAAUUGACGUCCCUGCAGGAGAAGCUCUCAGCCUUUCAGCCGGAGCAGAAAGAAAGCUCAGCCGCACUGAUCACUGAUGCUCCGGCUCUGGAGGCUUUGCUACAAGAAGUGACAGACGUGGAAAAAGACCUUUUACAAAUUGUAACACUCAAGGACUCCAUCUCAGCCAGUGCCACAGCCGAGGCUCGGGCCAGCCUCUCCCAGCAGGUCGGCAUCCUCCAGAGCCACAAGAGGGCGCUAGACGACAGCGUCAGAGAAAAUCUUGCACUGCUCGCUGAGAACAGAAACCGAAGAGUACAACAAGUAGAGGAAGAAAUCUGCUGUGUGCAGACAGCAAAGGAGCUGAUGGAAAGUUUAGAUGGGAAUCUGUGUGGGAGGGGAGAAGUGUUACCUGAUAUCAGGCCGCUCAAUCAGCAGUGGCACAUACUACAGGAUUGUGAAACCAGGCUGGAAGAAUUGGCUGCAAAAGUUUCUGAUCUGCAGAAGACUGGAGAGACAAACAUCACACAUGAAACACAUCAUCCAGAUGUUAUGUUGUCUGUGGAAACAGCUGCUAAAGACCUGGACAGCCUCAGGUCUGUUGUUCUUCAAAGUAAGCAGGAGUGUGUAGAAAACACAGCUGACAGGGUGAGACAGGACAUCAGCCGGCUGCAGGAGUGGAGCCAAACUGCUGAACCUUCAUCGUCCAGCCAGGUCGCUCUGGAUGAAGGUUUGUUGCUUCAACACUCUCUACGUGAAGUACUCUCUGAUAGAGAUUCUCUUUUGAACUGUUUGGGAUCACAAGUGUCAGAGGAGCUGCAGAAAAGUGCUUCAGAGGCUCUCAGUCAGAGUGCACGGACACUUCAAGAAUUCACAAAAAGCCCGCCUCAGAUCACAGAGAGCAUGGAGCCUGAGAGGACAGCGCCUGGUUUGAAAGCUGAUCCGCCAGCCGGGGAGACGUCAGGUGGAUCACAAGACUCCCGCAAACACAAGUCCACCAUGCAGGAUAUUUUGACUGACAUCCAGAGCUUGGUGGAAAGGAGUAACAUAAUAAAUCGGACUCCUCACAUCGAUUUGAAUUGGUACCUGAAAUCCUCUCCUGGGGAACCAGAGAUUCGAUUGGUACGGACUGUCCAAAAGGUUCUGGCAUGUCGUUAUCAACCAGCACAGCUCGACAUAAAGGCGAUGGCCAAACAACUGCAGGAUGCAGAGGACUACAGGUGCUGUGUGCAGGAUCAAGUGGCUGCCAUGAAAAGUAAGAGUGGUGCCAGGGUUUGUCCCCCAGAUGCCUUGAAAAGUGUUGAAGCACAGUGUAGUGCGGCACUGCUGGACGCCUCGGCCACUGUGCAGGUCAAAGCAGCGCAGCUGGAUCAGGUCAAACAGUAUCAGAGACAGAUGAAGAUCAUUAGAGCUUUCUUGGCCGUUGUAGCUGUCGAGAAGGAAAAAAUGAGCUUAGAUAUUUUAGGAAGCAGUGCCCUUCAAGCUAGCAAACUCAAUGGCCUGCUGCAAACAAUGGUACUGAAAAAACACAUGAUGGAAGAGCUGCUCCGGAUAAGUAGCCAAUUAUCAGUCCACCUGAGCGACGCUGAGAGCUCCGGCGCUCUACUUGCCCAGCUUGGAGAUGUCCAAGAGGAAUGGAGGCUCUUAGAAGGAAGUGUGAAAAGAGCUCUGCAGCACGCUUCAAGCUCGACCUCUCAAUCCUGUCUUCUGAUAAAAGACACCAAACAGCUUAGAGCCAAGCUUGAAGCUCUUCAGACGUCCAGCUUUGAAAGCAAUGACAGCAAAAGCGCUUUAGAAUCUGUUUGUCUCAUCACAGACCUCAAACUGUUCAGCCAGCUCUAUCUGCACCUGCAGUCCGAGUCUGACGCUCUUGUCCAGUUCUCUCUGGGUCAGAAAGAGAAAGACGAGAUCAAACGUGAACUCCAGGAAGUGGGCUCUCUGAUAAAUGUCACCAAGAGCAAACUUGACAUUUCAACAUACAGCUCUUCAGCUAAGAUAAACAAGCAAUUACAAGACUUGAUCACGUGGGCCAAGCAGGCGGAAAACCAUAUCUCGAUUGGGAAAAAGUUAGCUCUUUUCCCAGAGGAGGCUCGGAUUCAAAUUGUUGAGAUGAAGAAAUUUCAAACGGAUAUUUGGUCUCGAAGGUCCAAGAUGCAAGCGGAAGUGGAGCAGAUGAAAGACAUAGCCUCUGGCAUGGAAAUGGAGGAAAGCAACCAAGUUUUCAAGACCGUAGAGGACCUUUAUGUGGCCAUCACUGACAGCUUGGAUCAUGUUCUUGACACCAUGAAGAAAGAUCUGAAAGAAAGGGAGACAAUGUUAUGCCAGCUUGCUAGCAUGGAUGCCUGGCUUGCAGAGAUGCAUGCCAAAAGAGACCCCUGUACGCAUGUCGACAAUGUUUCAAAAGCCAACAUCAGAGAGCUGGAGAGCGAGCUGAAAAGUCACAAAUUUGCCACGGUGAAGAUUGAGAGCACAAUAAAGCUUGUGGAAGGAAUGGCAGAAAGUUGCAAAGAAAUAGCUGCAGGGUUGAGUCCAGGGGAGAGCCGCUACCUUGUCAACAGACUGUCAGGACUUUGGACAGAAUUAGAUGGAUUGCUAGCUUUAGAGAAAGCAACCAGCUGGGAAUUAGAGGAGCUGAUUCAUGAGAGAACUUCGUCAGACGAGGAAUUGUUGACCAUUCAGGCUUGUUUAGAGAACAUCUCCACUGAUCUGAAGCAACAAAUGUUCCCUUUAACACAUGAAACCAUUUCAAAAACAGCCCAAUGGAAACACAUGUUGAUGGAGCAUCAGUGUCAAGUACAAGAGAUCCAGCACUGCCAGGAGGCCCAGCGAAGCUCCCUGUUGUGCACCAUUGGGGAGCUGCAAGACCAGUGCAAAGCUCUCAGUAUUAAUGCCUUUGAACAAGAGAAAUAUCUGCACAGGAGGAGCCAGAUGGAAGCAUCUAGGGACAUCACCAAAGAGCAAAUCCAGCGUGCCAAAGAUAAAGAUAUAAAUUUGGGUCAGAGGUUCAGACAGUGCCAAACACUCUUGGUUGAACUUCCCUUGGUCAAGACACAGUGUCAAGAAGCAGCUGACCAGUUGGAGGCCAUAGCUCAGGAAUUGAACGCAACUGAGCUCAAUUCAGAGAGGCAGAGAAUUCGCCAAACUGUGGAAACUUUAGUCUCCUGGGAGAAUUCUGUCACAGACGAUGUCAAGAACCUAGAAACCAAGCUUCUGCUCGGCCUGCGAUUUUCCUCCGAGCUUCCUGCCUUAAUAGAGUUUUUCCAGAGUACGAGAGCGGAGCUGGAGGGAGCCAAACCUGUAGAUCCAGAAGAGAAAGCCAUAGAUAUUGCACUACGAAGGUGUUGGGUUAUUUGGAGAAAUAUGGAGUCUGGGAUGAGGGUCUUGGAAGGCCUGGGGCGAAAAGAAAAGACUAACCUGAAGCACAACAAGGAGCUGUACUCCCUUAGAGAUGCCACCAUGCAUGAGUGUCAUGUUAGAAUGGACAGUUUGUCCCAAGCUCGAGAGUCCCUGAAAGAUUACCAAUGGGCUGCUCAGGGAGCAAUCAGUUUCCUUCAUAAUGCUGAAGCCACCUUCCUCUCAGCUCCUGGAGGCUUUUUGGAUUGUACCGAGGAACAACGACAGACGCAGCAGGCGCUAGAAACUCUUGAGGAUGGAUUUCAGGCUCAUAUUUGCCACCUUUUCGAGCUGGUGCCCAAACAACCCUGCCUAUUUCUCCAAAAGACUGAGCAACUCCACAUCAACAUCUUCAGUCAGCUGCUGGUUGGACGAGCCUUACUGGAGGCCCAAGCCCAGCUCAGACUGGAGUCCUUGGAGAGUACUGGACGAAUGUGUCACUUCAGGUGUGAAGCAAGACAGCAAAGCCACAGGAGGUGUCAUGAAGACAUACGUCAGCAUCUUUCCGGGCUCGAGGCUCAGCUCUCUGAAUGUGCUGGAGAACAAGUGACAUCAUAUGAUAGAUGUGUUGCCCAACAGAAAAGAGCUACGCUUUUGAUGGAAGAUCUCUGCUGCCUCGCUGGUAAAACAGAAGAACUGAGAGCAGGGUGUCCGAUGCAGGGCUGUGUUGUUGGAAAGGACGGUGAGCUGGGCGCCCUCUGGAGGCGCUGGGUGUCGUUACGACGUGGUAUCGGCUUUCUAAUGGCACACACAGAACAGAGAGGAGAGGAAUGGAAGGACAUCACAACAAGUAUGGAGCAGUGUUGCAGCUUUUUGGCCAGUCUUCAGGCUGAAGUUCCCGACUCCUCCACUGUGAGCUUCAUUAAGGAGGAACCCCAGGAGCUUCUGGCUCAGGCUGAGAUGCACCAAGCUGGGCUGGAGCAGGAGCAGCAGGCCUUGGCCUCGCUGGAGCACCGACUGGAGCAUGCCUUGAGCUUAUCUAGUUGCCAUGAUCCCAUCAGCCCCGGACCUGUUGGAAAAACACUUGUGAAGAUCCAAGACAAUGUCAGGAGCUUGAAGGAGAAAAAUCUGCAGGUGGUAGCAGCAGCACAGGCGGAGGAGAAAGAGAGACAACAAGUCCAAAAGGAGAUAGAAGAGGUGGAGCAACAAGUGUCAGCGGUUCUUACUUCACUGGAGGCCAGUUCCAAUCCAAGCACACAACAGGAGCUCAGAAAGGAUUUGUCCUCCCAGAAGGCCAAACUACAGAGCAUCAUGGCCGGUGUGCAGAGCCGGUAUGCUGAGAUACCACCUGAUAUCAACAGGAGGCUUCAAGAGGUUCAGCUGUCUUUAAGAAGAGAGGAGGAGAAGCUCAUGGAGAAGAGCAUCUCAGUCCGAAAGCUCAACAGCCAGGUGGCAGAGUUGGGCUCCGGCCUGGAGAAAGUCAAAAUGUCACUGGAGCAACAGUCACCGACAGUCCCCGAAGCUCAAACAUUACUCAAGCGUGUGUGGGAUGAGUUGGAUCGGUGGCACAGCCGCCUGAUGCUCCUGGAAUGUGAGGUUCAGGAUCUUGCGGAGCAGCAUCCAGAUCAAGCCCACCUGCUCAUAGACCAGCUCACCCAACCGCUGCAGCUCUACCAAAAUACAGCGCAGCUGGCCGAGCAGCGCACAGCCUUCCUCAGCAAGAUCCCCUGCUGUCUUCAGGAGUUUGAGGACAUUGUAAACAGCGGCACCUGCUGGUUGGGCGAGGCCCAGUCUUGGCUCAGUGCUCCCUCCUCCUUCACAACAGCAAGAAGUAUCCAGAAUCAUGCAAACUCCCUGCAGCUGGUGCUUGAUGACUCAGAGAGGAUCAGAAGCGCCCUGCAGGACUUCAGACCAGUCCUGGAUGAGGUCUCUGCUGUGUGUGACAUGAGCACCCAGAAGGAGAAGUUGAACCAGAAUGACCAGCAGGUCAAACAAAUGCAAAGCAAGAUCCUCGAGCCACUGGAGCAGCUUCUGCAGGCUGUUGAGGUGGUGGAAGAAACCGAAACGGAGCUGAAGACGAUGGAGAAGAAUGUCCAGAAGAUCCGAGCCAUUUUAUCCUCAAUGGACAACUCCAACAUAACUCUGACGGAGCAUCUGCAAAACAGACAGGUGAUCCUGGCCAACGUGCAGUCGAUGCAGAGGACGCUGGAGGAGAUGGAGAGAUGCAAAGGAGAUCUUCAGCUCCCACAGGGAGCAGAGGAGAGCCUGUUGGUCUUCUCCAGAGCCAGUCUGCUGCUGCAGCAGCUGAAGGUGGAGCAGCUCACCCAGCAACAAGCCACAGUGCUGGAGGAAAACAUUCGGGAGGAGGACGUCAGCAUCACUAAAGUCUUUGACUCGUCUGAAGGAACAAGAGCCACACAAAUAGGCUCGGUCCAGGACCCAGAGGACAUGCUCGACGCUUUAGAUGUGCAAAGUCAGGAUAUCGAUGAAAGGGAGCCAACAUCAGAAGUUAAGAAACUGGAGAGUUUGCCUGGUGACGUUUCUACUGAUGUAAAGAUGAGUUCAGAAGACACGGAGACAAUAUCUGUGAAGCCUGAGCUGGAUUCAAAAGACUCUCUCUCGGGACGUAUAGACGCUACAUUGAUGACGAUGGAGUACAAAGCUGAUGUUGGGGAAGCGUUUGGUCCUGACACUGCGGCGGCCGAAGAUGAGGUUACUGCUGCGACUACAGUGGACCGACAAGGAUCACCACAACAAGAAACCCUCAGCACAGACCCUCAAACAGAACCACAUCAGGCAGCAGCUGCAGUGGAAGACAGAGGACUGAUUCCUGUAACUCCAUCCACUGACGCAAGAGCUUCAGAGAGAUCUACAGCAGAGGAAGACAAAGACCAGUCUUUAGACCUGGGUUCUCUGAAUGUGUUGAAGAAGCAACAGAAAGAUGGCAUCAGUCAGAGUGGGUUUGUGGAGGAAUCCAUACAAGCCGAGAAGUCCCCUGAGUUGCAGAUCAGCUCGGCUGGACGGGAAGAAAAGGACACGGAGCAGCUGAGGUGGAGUCAACUCUACACCCAGAUCUCUCAAAAAGUGAGCACUCUGAAAAAAGUGAAGGAGGAGCCUCAGGAGCUCCUCAGCUCAAAGGACGGAGCGACUCAUGAAAAGGAUCCAGAAAAAGAAAUGUUGUCAUCCGGAUCUGCUUCUUCUGUUCUCCAUGGGAUUAAUGAGUCCUCCUCCGUGCUGAGACAAAUAGUGAGCUCUGCAGACGGCUCACAUCCAGGUGUAAGUGAGGAGUUGUACGAUGCGGUGCGGAAGGUCCUCCUCAGUCUGAGCGAUUUGACCGACUUUCUGUUGACGCCCUGUGGCUCUGAGGAAGAUGACGACCAGCUGAGGCUGAUACAGCAGGAGUGCGUCUCAGCUGAGAUGGUGACUGUGUCUGAACUGUUGAGUAAAGUGGAGUCAGACACCGAACCGAUGCUUUCCAGUGAAGAACCAGAAGCUCUCCAGUGUUUGACCUCCCUUCAGGAUGGUCUACAGACAGUCCAGCUGAUCUCCACCUCAUCCCGCAAUCAGCUCCUUCAACAUUUGGGCAUGGCACACCAACAUCAGGAGCUCCCGUCCAACAGGCCAUGUCUUCUGGACGAGUUUGAACAGGGGAAAAGAGAGAUUUUCCCCAGCAUAAAGGAAGCUCCCAGUUUGGAGCUGUGUGUGCUGGGCAGACAUCUGAGGGAGGGUCCAGGGGAAAAAGUCAAGCUACAGCAGGCUUCCCGGUCCUUGCUUCAGGGGACGACUCGUCUCUUGGAGCUGGGUGAAGAAUGCUUCACAGAGAGGCAGAUGAACCAGGUCCAUAACCGCUGCCAACUUCAAGCCGUUCUCUGCAGACACAAGAAGCUCCUGCAGGUCCUCAGAUCUCAGUUGGCUUUUGUUCAGCAUCUGUUCCAGCGUGAGCCAGAAGCGCUCGAAUGUCAGGAGGAUGAGCGGGUCCAGCUGGAGGUCCGAGCCAAAGCUUUGCAGCAACAGGCUCUGGGACUGGAAGCGGCUUCUCAAAGGAGACUCCAGGAGUGGAACCGCUGGGAGGAUAAUUGCGGUCGGCUUGGAAGGCUGCUGGACGAUGUCGAAGCCUUCAUCAGCAGCGAGGAACCGGAGGGAGACGAUGAGGAGUUAGUAAAGGAUCGUUCACAUCUCUGCCAGCAAACACUGGUCCAGCUGGAUGAGAGCAGAGCUGCUUUAGGACUGCUCCUGGAUCAGAGGAAGCUGCUGCAGAUGGAGCCAACGCUCAUCGCCGCGGUCAGUCACACGGGGAGCGCCCUUGAGCAGCGAUGGCAGAGCGCCUACAGGUGGACAGAGCAGGAGAUUCAACGCUGCAUGGACAUCCAGGACAGCCGGACCAGAUUCCACACAGAUUUUACUUCGGUCAGCGAUUGGCUGGUCGGUGCCAACAAACGUCUGAAGAAUUGGUCAAACCUGGCCGACACCUCUGAGCUGAGCGCCGAGUGUGUUCACAGCAAUCUGAUCGAGCUGCUGGACUUCUCCAUGGAGGUCGAGUCCCAGUCAGUGCAGAGGGCGUCUGUAUCCCGGGACGCCUCUCAGCUGCUCCACCUGAGAGAAGCCGACUGUCCCGGGCUGAGAGCUCAGCUCAGCCAGCUGGAUUCAAGCUGGAGCCAGCUGACCUCUGACCUGUCGAAGAUACAAGACCGCCUGCAGCAGCGCCUGCUGACAGUUUGGCCUCCUCUGAGGCUGCUGUGUGAGCUGGAGGACUGGCUGAGGACGCAGGAGGCUCGACUGAACCAGGAGACAGACGCUGUCCUCAAGGCCGAAGACGCUGCUCACAUCACUGAACACCUGCAGCACUACCAGGAGUUAAAGGCAGGCGUGGUCAACGGGCAGCUCCUCCUCGAUUUCUUGUGCCAGUCUGGGCCUCAUGUUGUUGAACCGGACGUCCAUGCUCUCCACUUUAAGCGUACAACGUUUGCAGAGGACCUCGGCGCCCUCAGACUGAAGUGGCUUCACGUUCAGAGAGAGCUGGAGAGCCAGAUUCGAGGAGCCGAACAGAUACAUCACACGUGUGCAGACAGAGAAAGGCGUUUACAGCAUCUUAAGAACUGGACAAGACGGCAGAAAAAGCAGCUAGAUCACUGGAAACAGCCGAGUGGUCAAAGUGUGGCGCGUAAGGCUCUGCAGGCGUCUGAGGAUGUUAAGGGCCGAGUGAAGAAAGUGACUGCAGCUCUGCAGAAGUUGAAACUGACACGAGUGUGUGAUGGAAAGGAUGAAGAACACACCUGUGAUGUAAUCUUCUCUGGCCAGACAGAGAGAGUUUGUGAGGAUUGUGAUGAUCUGGGUAAACAGAUUGAAGCUCUGACACCAGCUCUGCGACAGACUGUGGAGGAGUGGGGACGCUUCGAGAGCGAUCUGAGGGAGGCGUCUCUGCACACCACUAGGACGCGCUGUUUUCUGCAGCAUCAGCGAGCUCCUCUGUUCUCGCUCAAGCAGGCAGAAGGAGACAAGGACGUCCUCCAGCAAUUUCAAGAAAAGGCUGAAAUAGAGGGAGAGAUUUGGAUGUCCCUGGACAAAUCCUACCGGGGUCUGGUGAAGAAUCUACAUCAUGUAGCAGCUCAGGGUCUGAGUGAUCAGAUGGAAAGAGAGAGAAAAAGGUGGAAGGACGCGUUGCAGGAUCUAAAGGAUGAGCACAUGAAGGCUGCAGAGACACUCUCCCUCUGGCAGGAGUACACUCAGCUCUCUGACCAGAGCGUCCUGAGCCUGCAGAGAGUGAAGACUCAGUGUGAGGAGCUUCUGUCGUCGUCCCCUCAACAGGACACUCAGGAUGUGGUUCAGUCAGUGGAGAAGUUGCAGGAGGCUGCAGAAGAUUUGCAAAGAGGCAUGGGAGAUGUUCUUUCGGCUUCCAAGCCUGUAAUUGGACGGCUACAACCUCUGGCUGCAAAUUUUAUCCAAUCAGAGACCAGACUGCUGUCACGUGACAUCCUGCUGCUGAGCCAGGCAAUUUCAGGAAGAAAGAAACAUCUUCAGGAGGAUUUGGAGCAGCAGGAACUACUUCAUGCUCGUCUGGAGGCCUUCGAAAAGCAGACGCAGGAAAUUCAAGAUAAACUUAACAAAAGCCUGAAUAACACAGAUUCAGUGAAGCAGGUUCUCUUUGAGCUCAGUGACCUGUUUGCACCGCUGGUUGACGUCAAAGAGAUGAGUGUCUACGUGAGCCUUAACAACAAGGAGACGGACAGACUGCACACACUCAGCAGGCAAUGGGUUGAACGCCUGACUCACAUGUCUGACAUGAACAGAGAGCUCCAAGCUGAGCAUCAGCGCUCUCUGAGUUUUCAGGAGAAGUGUGAGAACCUGAAGUCCGUCCAAACAAAGCUUGAAGAAGAAUUGAUGUCUAAAACACCUCAGAGUUACUCCAGUCUCCAGGAGAUGCUCUCUGAUCAUCAGAAGCUUGAGCUUGAGAUGAUUAAUGGACACCAGCUCCUGCACAGUCUUCUCUGUCAGGCGCUCGAGUCCAUGGAAACAGAAGUAGAAGAGAAAAGAUCUGAACUCAUCGCACGAGUGACUCGUGUGAGGAAGAGCUGGUUCAACACUGUGGCCCUGGCAGGCGAGCGCAGGUCCUCCAUAAAAGAACAAGUGGGAAAAUGGAGAAUCCUCAAUCGGGGCUCGAAAAUUGUAUGGAAACUGUUGAGGGACGUUGACCCCUUGCUGCCCCCUGCUGGACCAACUCUGUAUACACUGCAUCAGCUACAGAGCUGUACAGAAGAUUACCAGUGUGUCGAGGAGGCUCUGCGCCUGCACUCCUCCGUGUACACCCAGACGAUGGAGGCUGGCAGACAGCUAUGUGACGCCAUGGCAGACUCAGAGUGUCAGAGCAGACUGCUGUCAGAGCUGCAGGCCACACAGGAGGCCUGGGAGCGAACCAGUUCACUGCUGGAGAGGAGAAGAGACCUGGUCAACACAAAUCAUCAGAAGUGGUCUCAGUGUCAGGAGGGGAUAACCGGCGUCAUGUCCGACCUGGAUGAGAUGAAAAACAGGCUAACACGACCAGAGAGACCACAGGACUCAGAGGAGGAGAAACACAUUCAGGAGACAGAGCUCUCUCUGCAGUGUUUGAACAGUGGAUUGAGGGAUUUGACCACCAUGAAGACGGACCUGUCGCAGUACGUUGCAGCCGCUGACUCGGCUCUGCUGGAGCAGCAGCUGGAACAACUCCACGGUCAAUGGGAAGAGCUGUGUACCAAGGUGUCCUUGCGGCGGCAGGAAAUUGCAGACCGCCUCAACGCCUGGACCAUCUUCAACGACAAGAACAAAGAGUUCUGCGAUUGGCUGACUCAGAUGGAGAACAAAGUGUGUCACAGCGGAGACCUGAGCAUCGAGGAGAUGGUGGAGAAACUGAAGAAGGACUGCAUGGAAGAAAUCAACCUGUUCAGUGAGAACAAAAGCCACCUGAAGCAGCUCGGUGAGCAGCUGCUAUUGGCCAGCGACGAGGCCAAGCAGUCGCAGGUCCACAGUUCUCUGCAGGAGGUCAACCAGCGCUGGCACAACCUCUUUCACCACAUCGAGGCCAGGGUGAAGAAGCUGAAGGAGACUCUGGUGACCAUGCAGCAACUGGAUAAGAACAUGAGUAACAUCCGCUCUUGGCUUUCACGCAUCGAGUCCGAGCUGUCCCGACCAAUCACCUACAGCGUGUGCCACCACCAGGAGAUCCAGAAGAGGCUGGCCGAGCAGCAGGAGCUGCAGAGGGACAUCGAGCAGCACACGGAGGGCGUAGCGUCCGUGCUCAGCCUGUGUGACGUCCUGCUGCGGGAUGAAGAUGCUGCUGGUGGCGGCGGCGGCACCAAGGCGGAGAGCGACUCCCUGCAGGAGACCAGCCGCAGCCUGGACCAGCGCUGGAGGACCAUCUGUGCCCUGGCUCUGGAGAGGAGGCUCAAGAUUGAGGAGACGUGGGGCCUCUGGUGCAAAUUCCUCGAUGACUACUCCCGCUUUGAGGAUUGGCUCAAGAUGGCCGAGCGUACCGCUGCCAGCCCCAACUCUGCAGACGUCCUUUAUACUGUCGCCAAGGAGGAGCUCAAGAAGUUUGAGGGUUUCCAAAGGCAGGUUCACGAGCAGCUGACCCAGCUAGAACUGGUGAAUAACCAGUACCGCCGCCUGGCCAGAGAGAACCGCACCGAUCGAGCCAGCCAGCUCAAAGCCAUGGUCCACGAGGGCAACCGACGCUGGGACACGCUGCACCGCAGAGUGGCCUCCAUCCUCCGCAGACUCAAGUAUUUCACCAGCCAGAGGGAGGACUUUGAAGGCACCAGAGAGAGCAUGUUGGUGUGGCUGACCGAGCUGGACCUUCAGCUCACAAACGUGGAACACUUUUCAGAGAGCGACGUUCAUCAAAAGAUCCAGCAGCUCAAUAGUUUCCAGAAGGAGAUCACUCUGAACACGGAGCGUAUUGACGGCCUGAUCGUGUUUGGAGAGGGUCUGAUCCAGAAGAGCUCACCGCAGGAUGCUGCUCUGAUCGAGGACGAGCUGGAGGAGCUGCACUCGUACUGCCAGGAGGUUUUCAGCAGACUGGUCCGCUUCCACCAGCGCCUCAGCCAACCCCCGGUAAUCAACGAAGAACCCGAGCUCUCCAGUACCUCGUUUUCGUUGGAGUCCAGCUUGGAGCUGAUUGGCCGGCCGUGGCUGGGGCGGAGUCUAGGAAGCUUCCCGGCCACUCCGACUCACCUGCUGGCCGGUGCACAAGAACGCUCAGGGCGGGAGACGCCGGUGAGCGUGGACUCCCUGCCGCUGGAGUGGGACCACACCGGAGACGUGGGAGGGUCAUCGUCACACGAGGACGGGGAGGAGGAGGAGGAGGAGGAAGACCAGGAGGACGGGAGAACUUACUUCAGCGCUCAUUCAGAGGUGGAGUUGAUGGAGAGCCUGGAGGAGUUUUUCGAGGCCCGGGAUGCCCUACGAGCCUCCUCACUGGUUUGCAGCAGUUCCAUGUCCACACUAGAGUCUCCAAGAUGGCGCUCACAGGAAGAUGCCGAAACACAAUCUCUCCACAGUGAGGCUCCGCCCACCCUUACCAGCACGCCGCUGAAGCCGGGCUAUCUGCGGCUCAUGUCUCAGUGCAGCGGCAGCAUCGAGAACAUUAAGCGAGUCUCACUGAUCCUGGAUGACGAGGAGCAGCCGGAGGAGUUCGGCCUGACGGGACUGACCUCCUCAGACAAACAGUCCAGUGUGAUCGAACGCUGGGAGCUGCUAAAGGCUCAGUCCAGGAGCGACCUGCACGCUGACUCUCAGGAGUCCCCACAGUUCACAUCUGACCUCGAUGACAUCACUUCCUGGUUAGAGAGCGUGAUCCCACAUUUGGAGCGCCUACAGCAGUCUGAGCCAGCGGUCGGUAUGGAGGAGAUGGCAGCCAGAGCCAAAGAACUGAAGGAGAUGCAGAAGACGUUUACACACUACAAGUCCAUCAUGCUGUCUGUGAACCUGAAAGCUCAGGAAGCUCCAGAACUUCAGGAGAGACUGGCUGGUAUGAACAGAGACUGGAGUCAAGCGUGUACGGGUCUGCAGCAGUGGGACACCGGUCUGAGGAAGACACUGAUGCAAUGCCAGGAGUUCCAUGAAAGCCUCCACUCUCUGCUGCUGUGGCUGGCCCACGCAGAGAGCCGGCGCUACGCAGUGGACGUCAGUCACCCAGACACGUCGGUCAGAGCCCUGCAGCAACACCACAGCACGCUCACAGAUCUGCAGACGGAGCUGCGGUGCAGACAGACUCAGCAGGCCUCCCUGCAGGCUCUGUGGUAUCAGCUGCAGCCGGAGGACGACGCCGAGGAGAGCGACGAGGCUCAGGAGAAGCUUCAUGUGACCAGGAGCAAACUGAAGCUGCUGCUGAGGCAGGUGGGCCAGGACCUCGGCUCCCUGCAGCAGCGUCUGGAAUGUGGGUCUGCAUCAGAGGUUCAGGGCCAAAGCGUCUCGGCAGAGCCUCCUCAAGACGCUGCAAAUUCAAAGAAAAGUUCCUCUGCUCAAAGAGAGAGGAGAGCCUCGUCCCCGCCUCGCUCCUUCUUCUACCGGGUCCUCCGAGCCGCCUUCCCCCUCCACCUCCUCCUGCUCUUCCUGCUUCUGCUCCCCUGUCUGAUCCCGAUGUCAGAGAGCGACCCCACCUGUACCACCACCAACAACUUCGCCCGCUCCUUCUACCCCAUGUUACGCUACACCAACGGCCCCCCGCCCACAUGAUAACAACAAAGAAUAUAUCGAGUUCACCCUGAGAAACACAAGCCACCUUUUUGACACUAAACUUUCGAACAUAUGAGAUGUUAUAAAAUGAUUCUUCUUUUAAAAAAAAGUCCAAAGUGCAUAAAUCGUAUUUAAUUAUCUAUUUGAAAAGAUUUGAUAUUUGACAGUAUUUAUUUAUUAUAAAUCAGGAAAGACGCCUUGUGAACACAAGAACAGAUAUUUUAGUUGAAUGAUUCAAAGAUCUUGAUGCCGUCUGAUCAAUCAGUUUAUUAUUAAAGACAGCUUUAGUGGAUUCAUGCAGAAGAUGAUGACUUGAGGAGGGAAAGCAGCAAAUAUAUUUAAGCAACUUCACAAGAAAAACACUGAAAGAUAAGCCACCUUGCUCUUUUGCGAAACUCGAAGCUGAUCAUCCAAAUGUCUCCAUGUUUGUAUUCAGAGACCUCUCCUGUCAUGCUCGUCUAAGUUUGUUGUUGUAGUUUAACAUUUCAUCAUGUUUAUCUUGGCUCUGCAAAAAAAAAAAAAAACAGAGCACGCUUUAUUUUUUUUGUUUUGGAUUGUAAUCGAAGAAGAAAAUGUUUAUUUUUUCAGCAGAAGACACUGGUUCAAUUUGAAUGUUAUUUUUUUAUACAGCCAACAGUACAAAGGUUUAGGGUUAUAACAAAGCUGUUUUUGUUUUGUUUUGCAGUUUUGUACACAAAAUGGUAUAUUUUUUUAGAUGCUAUUUGUCUUGAAUAGAUUGUGAGCAGACAUCUUCACACCUCCACUGCACUGUUGAACACUGUCUGUAGAUAUAGAGGGAUGAUGUGUCUGUACAGAUUGUAAUAAUAUAAUGUUUAUUUAUGACAUCCAACGGUGGAUUUAUGCUCCUGAUUGACUGGUAGUAAACACUGAUUGUCUUAA
Molecule: messenger RNA, 21544 nt
Organism: Labrus bergylta (ballan wrasse)
Lineage: Eukaryota; Metazoa; Chordata; Actinopteri; Labriformes; Labridae
Source: RefSeq, a predicted model, not a curated record